AUGAGCUCCACCGACAAUUCCAAGGCAACCAGCCUUCCCGAAAAGCUUGUUGGAAAAAAGAGGCUUCGAACAGCACGUGCUUGUGAUCUGUGCAAACGAAAAAAGAUCAAGUGCCACUUCAUUCCUGGCCAAUCAUGUUUCAACUGCCAAGGAUACAACGUUCCAUGCGUAUUCACUGAAGGACCGCCUCAAAAGCGAGGAGUACCGAAAGGUUAUGCAGAGAAACUCGAACAACAAAUCGCUACAUUGCAACAAAAGAUCCACGCCUUAUCUGGAUCCAACGACAUUGAUCGAUUAUUGGACCAAUAUCAGCAGCAGCCAAGGAAACGAGUAGUGGAUGAUCAUGGCAACGGACAUGGCAACAACGAUGGCGAUGAUGAUGAUAAGAGUCGACCCGCAAAGCUUUCGGAUUCGUUUGUUGAAGAGUUGGAUGCACUACAUUCUCGACAAUAUCCACCAGGUGUCCGUUAUGACAGCGUCAAAUAUCUCGGUGAUCUUGACAACUUUUUGUUCUUUUCAAACAAGCUGCGGCUACACGACAAUAACAAGGGAUUGAAGUGGAAAGGCCAUUAUCUACGUAGAGUGGGAAAUGACAUUGUGCUUGUGGAAGACAAUUCAAAUAUCGAUUCUACGGUGGAAGAUAAGGUGCCUCGUAUCAAUUGGAAACCAAUGUCCAUCUCCCGUUUACCAAGGAGCAUCCAUCAUUAUGUCCUUACGGCAACAGGGCUUGAUCAAUAUACCAGUGCACGGCUUUUGAAAAUCUACUUUGCCAAUGUGCAUCCAAUCCUGCCUGUGAUUGACAAGGGGGAAUUUCUUUUACAAUAUCGCGAUAAGAUUGCCAGCUAUCCUCAAGUGUGUCUUCUUUUAUCCAUGUUUGGAGCUGCUGCACGUUUUGCUGAAUGUGAAAGUUUGGAUGAGGAACGACGACGGCGCGUACCACCUGAUGCACGAUGGGAUAUGCCAGUGGGAUGGAGUGAUCACUUUUUCGAAAAGGCAUUAAAGAUCAUCUCGGAUGGUAUCAAUCAACCCACGUUGGGCAAGAUACAAGCCUUGGUGUUGAUCCAGAAUCAAAGAGCCAAUGUGGAUUCCGAGUCAUCCGCCAUUUGGCUUAUGGGAGGAUUUGCUCAAGGAUUAGGAUUACAUCGAAAUUGUGAGCAUUGGCCUAUCCCCGACAAUGACAAGCAAUCGAGGUAUAGAACAUGGUGGGCACUCUAUGUAUGUGAUCGAUUUCAAGCUGCCUUGCAUGGUCGACCAUUGACGAUUGUGGAUGAGGAUAAUGAUGUACCCUAUCCCGAGGUCAAUGUCAGCUGGAAGGAGGUAUUGGAUGAACCGGACAGCGAUGACAAUGAUGAAUGGCCUGGUCCUCGAUUUCCUUCAGCGACGUAUCGACCUGCAUCCAUAGAGGGGAGCGUACGUUUCAAUAUCAUCUUCCUACAACUUGUCAAGUUAUCAGAAAUCUUGGGUCGAAUAUGGCGUGGAUUGCACACCUCCAAAGCAAAGCAGCAAAGUUACAUGCAUGGCAGUGAUAGCAUUGUGAGACGACUUGAUCAAGAAUUAACUGAAUGGCGCUUCUCAUUCAGCCACGCUAUCAAGGAAGAAUCCAACAACUUUGCCGAUUUUAAUGAAAGCAAUGGCUAUUUUGCUGGCGUAAUUGGAUCAACGUUGAUGUUUUAUUUUACGGCGCUUAUCCUCUUACAUCGACCUUUUAUCAAGGCGAAUCCCACUGAUCAAUCAUCAUUUUGGAUUUGUACAAGUGCAGCAACACGUGGCAUUCGCAUGGCAUCAUUGCUUACAGCACACGAUUUCCUUUUGACACCUUACUCCUUCAGCACAUACCCUAUUUUACAAUGCAGCCUUAUCCUGAUGUACAACACAAAGAACAGCGAUCCACAAAUAGCACAAGCAGCCAAAGAGGAUUUACAACGAGGCAUCGAUCUCAUUGACCGAAUACAUGAAUUAUCCAUCACGACACGCAAACUCAGGGUAUUGCUGCACAACAUCAUCGACAAUCGAAAUAUCGAUCAUCACUUCAUGGACGACCAUCAUUACAACCCUCCUUAUCCACAUGUCAUUCCACCUGUAUCCCACAACGAUCCCAUCUCAUCUACACAACAAGCAUCAAUACCAUCAUCAUCACAAUUACCACCUGCAACACAGGAUGUUGCAUCCAUCAUUGAUACAUUCUUACUACAACAAGACAUGACUUUUGGUGACACCAUACCAGCACCAAGCAUUACGAAUCCGGAAGAAGCAUUUACACUGCAACAAUUUAAUUUCCUGGCAUCACAAGCUCAAGAUUUACCUGCAUUACCCAACUUUAGAAACGAACCCAGUAAUCCGUUUUGGGAUAUACCAUCUUCCAUUGAUUGGGGCGAAUGGGCUGAAUGGCAUCAUUAUCACGCACAAAACUUGUCAGCAUGGGAUCAAACAUCAUGA
Messenger RNA from Lichtheimia ornata, 2436 nucleotides. RefSeq lists its product as uncharacterized. The record is from RefSeq and is a predicted model, not a curated record. Lineage: Eukaryota; Fungi; Mucoromycota; Mucoromycetes; Mucorales; Lichtheimiaceae. Gene Ontology annotation, biological process: regulation of DNA-templated transcription; DNA-templated transcription. The transcript has 11 exons. Bases 1 to 2436 code for a protein of 811 amino acids. Gene Ontology annotation, molecular function: DNA-binding transcription factor activity, RNA polymerase II-specific; DNA binding; zinc ion binding.